Melanotaenia boesemani (Boeseman's rainbowfish) is the source of this 1532-nucleotide messenger RNA. RefSeq names its product ADP-ribosylation factor-like 4D (gene arl4d). Gene Ontology annotation, molecular function: GTP binding; GTPase activity. Gene Ontology annotation, biological process: vesicle-mediated transport; intracellular protein transport. The transcript is spliced from 2 exons. The record is from RefSeq and is a predicted model, not a curated record. Gene Ontology annotation, cellular component: cytoplasm. Lineage: Eukaryota; Metazoa; Chordata; Actinopteri; Atheriniformes; Melanotaeniidae. The coding region runs from base 249 to 854 and encodes 201 amino acids.
CUCUUCCAGAAAUCCUCAGAGCUGCUACUCCUGCUGACAGAGGAGAACCGGACCGCCGGGACAAACACAUUCCUCGUUAACUAUGGCUGUUUUUACCGCCUGCGGAUAAUUUCACCGAUCAUCUAAAAGGUCUCCUGCAUCUUCCGAUCCUGUUUGCCUGUAAAGACCGGGAGCAAAUGCCAAUCUGACUGAGAGGAUUAAGCCAGGAAUCUGUCACCUCACCUGAGUAGGUGUGAAUUGCUGGAAUCAUGGGGAACCAGCUGACUGAUAUCGCUCCCAACACGUCCUUCCUGCCAAGCUUCCAGAGUCUGCAUGUGGUGGUGAUCGGCCUCGAUUCAGCCGGCAAGACGUCUCUGCUGUACCGGCUCAAACUGAAGGAGUUUGUGAAAACAAUCCCCACUAAGGGGUUCAACAUGGAGAAGAUUAAGGUGGCAGUGGGAGCAUCCCGGGCCAUAAACUUCCAGGUGUGGGAUGUGGGUGGGCAGGAGAAGCUGCGGCCACUUUGGAAAUCGUACACCCGGCGGACAGACGGGAUUGUGUUUGUGGUGGACUCCACCGAGCUGGAGCGGAUGGAGGAGGCCAAAGUGGAGCUCCAUAAGAUCACCCGCACCUCUGAGAACCAGGGCGUCCCCGUGCUGAUCCUGGCCAACAAACAGGACAUGGACACGGCCUUGUCCAUCAGCGAGGUGGAGAAGCUGCUCUCUGUCCACGAACUGAGCAUGUACACUUUGUAUCACGUGCAGAGCUGCAGUGCCGUGGACGGUCAGGGUCUGCAGCCGGGCCUGGAGAAACUGUACGAGAUGAUCCUGAAGAGGAAGAAGAUGGUGAAGCACAACCGGAACAGAAAGAGAUGAAUUCUGUGGCUCACACUGUGGGUGACACUUGAGAUUUAUCCAGUGUUGGGACACUUCCAAGCUCAAUAGGAGAGCGACUGGUGCAAACUAAAAACAAUUACGCACGGCCUUCGGGUCAGCAGGAAAGGAUUUGCUCAUAAUACUGAAGCCGUAUUGACGUCUAUGUUGUGCAGCUGCCAUUUGAAAGCUAACUAUAGAUUUAUAGGAAACCCUGAUAACAGUUAGUCUUCACUAAGUGCUUUCCCAAACUUUGAUUUAAAGAAGACAACUAGAGCUAAUGUACAAACACAUGCAUAUCCAGUGGGAAGUUUUUGGAGACGAAAACAUGAAAAAUAUCCUUAUAGUCCUUCACCGGUUUGCACAGAUUCUGCCCCACUAAAUGGCUGUUUUUGUUCCACAGUGUUUCCCCAAAAUAUUUAUUCAGUGCUUAAGCGUUUGUGCUGAAGGGGAGUUUCUUUUUCUUCUAAUAUUAAUAUUUUUGUAAGUGAAAUGAAACUGUAUCUAGCGGUGACGGAGCACCAAUAAUAUUUAGUUUCAUUGCCAUGGAAGAGCAAGUUAAAGUGCAUUCCUGUCAUAGCCACAGAUGUUAAGCUUCAGUUGGUAUAUAAUUAGUGUUUAUACAAAUUGUAAAUUUUUGUAAAUCUGGAAAAUGAAUAAAUCUGAACACUGUGCAGAAUA